UGUCUCCCUCUCUCUCUCUCUCUCUUCCUCUUUCCCCACCCCGGCCCCUGCUCUGCUUCGUCUCCACUCCUCCCGCCGCCGCCGCCCCGGCCCCCCGGCCGCGCGAUUGGGCUCUAGACCCUCAUCGGAUCCGCCGCCGCGCGCGUCGCCAUUCCCCGCGCCGCCUUCCCGUCUCACUCCGCCCGCCGGUUCCCGUUGCUGCGCCUGCGGCAGGCGGUUUCCUUCCCGCGCCUGCCUUCCCCACCUUUCUGUUUCCUGAUCCUGGUCCUGGUUCGCGGGUUCCCGAUUUCGCGCGCUCGUGCGGCGGCCGAUGCCCGCGUCCUCCUCCGUGGCGGCGGCGAGAUCCGGCCCGCGCGUGGCAGUAAACCGACCCCACGUCCUCACCUGAGCCGGCGGAGGUUUCGUGUCCCGUUCUCUCUUCUGUUCCGACCAGAGAGAGAGAGAGAGGAUCGCCAGUCGCGAGGCUGAGGAGCAAGGGAGAUGGCGUCUCCGUACGCCGCCUCGCCGUACGUGCUGUCGCUGCUGCUUCUGGUGCUCUCCGUCCCGGCCGUCUUCCUCCUCGCGCCGCGCCUCAUCCCGCCGCGCACGCUCCCGGCCAUCCCGGACGCCGACGAGACGGAGGACCUCGCGCUGUUCCGCCGCGCCGUGCUCCUCUCCGCCGCCCCCUCCAAGACCGGCCCCGCCUCCGCCUCCGCAUCCACCUCGCGCUUCUUCGGCGCGGCCCACCGACAGAGGAAGCAGAAGGUGGCGUUCCUCUUCCUCACCAACUCCGACCUCGUCUUCGCCCCGCUCUGGGAGAAGUUCUUCGCGGGCCACCACGACCUCCUCAACGUGUACGUCCACGCCGACCCAUCCGCGGCGCUGCUCCUCCCGCCCACGCCUUCCUUCAGGGGGCGCAUCAUCGGGGGAAAAGCCACCGCGCGCGCCUCCGCCACGCUCAUCUCCGCCGCGCGCCGCCUCCUCGCCACCGCGCUGCUCGACGACCCGGCCAACCACUUCUUCGCGCUGCUCUCCCAGUCCUGCGUCCCGCUGAUGCCCUUCCCGGCGCUCUACCGCACGCUCGCCGCCGACAAUGCCGGCCCGCGUGGACGACACCGCAGCUUCAUCGAGAUCCUCGACGCCGAGCCCACGCUGCACGACCGCUACUACGCGCGCGGCGACGACGUGAUGCUCCCCGAGGUGCCCUACGAGAGCUUCCGCGUCGGCUCCCAGUUCUUCGUGCUCACCAGGAGGCACGCCGUCAUGGUGGUCAGGGACAGGAGGCUCUGGAACAAGUUCAAGCUGCCGUGCCUCGUCAAGAGGAAGUUCUCGUGCUACCCGGAGGAGCACUACUUCCCGACGCUGCUGGACAUGCAGGACCCCGCCGGAUGCACCAAGUUCACGCUCACCAGGGUCAACUGGACCGACUCGUUCGACGGCCAUCCGCACACGUACCAGCCGGAGGAGGUCUCCCCGGAGCUCAUCAGGGACCUCAGGAAGUCCAAUGGCACAUACUCCCACAUGUUUGCGCGCAAAUUCGCGCCUGGAUGCCUUGCGCCCCUCAUGGAGAUUGCCGACUCUGUCAUUCUUCGUGACUAGGCUGCUUGCAUCCCUCCGUUUGCACAACUGGAAGAGCUGAGGGUUGUGAUGUGAUGAACAAGCGUAAGCUGAUCCAUCCAUUCCCUUUGGAAUUCUUCAGAGAGGAGGAACCAGCACCAAACCUACUUUGUUUUGCACCUGCAGUUGCUCUUUGGCAAAAGUUGGAUGCCACGCCUCAGAGGUUAAUGAUGGCGGUAUUGGUGGCGAAGGGCCCCAGCUGCCUCUUGUGAGUAUUUGUUUUUUGUGAGUUCUUGUUUCUUUUUUUUUUUCCAGUGAGAGCUGAGUGGUGGCUAAAGAUGAUGGAGAAGUUUGCACGUAAUAGGGUCGUAGUUAGCAUGAUCAUCCUGUGUAUUUGCAUGGAGACAAUCUGUCGGUACAUGCAGUGAUGGUUUGUAGUAUCUGUUGCAUAUAUUACAUAUGUCAAUAUCAUGCCUUCUUAAAAUACAUCAAAAUAGUGUGAUUGUGUCAUGGCA
This is a messenger RNA of Sorghum bicolor (sorghum), 2051 nucleotides long. RefSeq lists its product as uncharacterized. Gene Ontology annotation, molecular function: glycosyltransferase activity. Gene Ontology annotation, cellular component: membrane. The record is from RefSeq and is a predicted model, not a curated record. Lineage: Eukaryota; Viridiplantae; Streptophyta; Magnoliopsida; Poales; Poaceae. The coding region runs from base 481 to 1578 and encodes 365 amino acids. The transcript is spliced from 2 exons.